Messenger RNA from Stylophora pistillata, 3297 nucleotides. Its product is annotated as putative glycoprotein hormone G protein-coupled receptor. Gene Ontology annotation, biological process: activation of adenylate cyclase activity; adenylate cyclase-activating G protein-coupled receptor signaling pathway; hormone-mediated signaling pathway. Gene Ontology annotation, cellular component: plasma membrane. Lineage: Eukaryota; Metazoa; Cnidaria; Anthozoa; Scleractinia; Pocilloporidae. The record is from RefSeq and is a predicted model, not a curated record. Gene Ontology annotation, molecular function: G protein-coupled peptide receptor activity.
UAAUAAAUGUUAAGUAUCGCAUUUAUAGCCAUUAAGCUCACGGAAAAGACACAAGAGGUCUGUGCAGAACAUAGGCUAAAUUUUUGGUGAGAGAUUUCAAGAAACAGCCGAAGCCCGACUUAAGCCGUGGGGUCACGAUAAGCCCCUGAAUUUCAAUUCCACUUGACACUCCUCUUACUUUGGUGGCAAACGCUGUGAAGUAUUGUUCGACGGAAUUGGAAUCCUUUGGGAAUCAUACAACCAGGUGCAUGGUGAAGCAAAUCCUCACACUUUUACUUGUGGCUGUCUUUUUGUCACCUCGUUUAUCAGCGUCUGUCACGGAAAUGUGUGUCACGCCAAUCUGUCGUUGCACAUCUCAUCCUAGUUACAACGUGACAGUCAUUUGCCAUACAAAUGACGUAAAAUACGACUUAAGCCAUUCCAUAAAGAAGUCAGGAGAAAUCGUAGCUCUAUCAGUCAUAGAUGAAAAUGCCACCAAUAUACCAGAAGGUACAUUUGCCAAGUUCACAAAGUUGAAAUACUUGGAACUCAAAUUCAAGAACCUGAAGACCUGGAAUGGGAAUAUUUCUCAGGAGUUACCUUCUCUCGAAGCGAUUUCCUUGGUGACUAUGAGCGUCUUUGCUCCUCCUAUACACGUUCUAAAGGCGCCAAAGCUUCAACGCAUCUCUGGUGCAACUUGGAGCAACGCUUGCACCAACAGGACACUUGUAAAGAAUCAAACUCACAUAAACGUAACGCGUUUUCAAAAAGGAUUGUACGACAUUUAUCCAAAGUCCUUCUGUCGUGGUUCACGCUACGUCGUCGAGUCAAUAUCUCGCCUAUUUGCCAAGUAUGGUUUUAUAAUUAUUUUCGAUGAAAAAUGCUUCGCCUCAGAGGUGACGGUAAUUCCAAUGCACCGAUGCUGGGACAGCGCUAAUGAAGCUCUAUAUGUAGAAUACUUGUUAACUCCAUUAAUAAUAAUCCUCAACUUGACCGUGUUUUUUACUAUGGCUACCACGAAAACACUCAGAAAACUACCUUGUAUGUUGUUAGUCGCAAAUUUAGCCAUGAGUGAUUUUUUCCUAGGAGUCUAUUCCCUUGUUAUCACGUCAUCACGUCACGCAUUAACGUAUCAACCCUUCGUUGGUGUGAUGAGCUCUCUCUGUCCCGCUCUUGGUUUUGUGUGGGUUGUCGGGCAAUUCGGAGUGGCUCUGUCUUCAUUGCUGCUGACUACUGAACGAUACAUAGCAAUUAUCUUCUCUAUGAGACCAAGUAUCUCUGUCACAACAAAGUUAUGCCUCUAUUGCAUGGGUACCUCAUGGACAAUAGCUGUAUUUAUGGCAUCCCUACCAUUCUUCGGUGUGGGUACGUACACCACGACUACAUUCUGCCUUCCAAUUCAGCCUGCGAAGGGAAUCCCUCAUUCGUUUGCAUACAGCAUUAGUGUCGUCGCAAAUGGAUUCCUGUUGUACAUCAUUACAAUUCCUAUGUAUCUCCAUAUUUUUGUUCAUGUGAGGAAGUCAGGGAACCGAAUGGGUGUAAAGCGAGAUGGAAAACUGGCCAAAAAGAUUUCAAUCUUGGUCGUCAGCAAUUUUAUAUUUUUUCUUGUUCCAGUGUUUAUUGGCGUGUUGUGGUUGAUGACCCAAACCUUCAACAACGUUUCCUUAACGACCAGAGAAAUUUUAGUCGGUUCAUUAACAACUGUUUGUUUUAGCAUCAACUCCUUUUUAAACCCUCUUCUCUAUGCAUUUAGGGACAGAAGGUUUCGAGUCACAUUAAAACAUAGAUUGCAUCGUCUUAUUCAUCCAAACACCACUUUUGUUCAACAAGUCAGCUACAGAUCUGCGGCCGAUACAAGAUCUUAUGCCGGAAACAAUAUGAAACUUCAAUAGGAAAAAACGAUGGAAAUAAACGUAUUAGUGAUAAAUUGUAGUAGAUGCCAAAACACAUCUUUAAGCGGCAAGUACUAGAUAAUUCAGCGGCUGGAAAUUGAACUUGUAGGCACCAGCCUUUGAGAAAAAAAUUAGUUUAAAGAGGUAUGCUACAAAAAGAAAAGCCUCAAAACCAUGAAAUAUUUAUCUCUGCUAUUAACCUACUACUUACCGAGUUUUAAAAUUUCAAACGGUAACCCAGCGUUUCGAAACUGUCUUCAAAUAGGCUGAAAAUAUGAGUCUAGAUCCGCCACUUUUAAAGACAACUUAGUAAUCUAGCCCAACAGUCGCAGAACAUCGUGAGUCACAACUUGAUGUUGAAAAUAGCUUCUGCUUUGGUUAAAGCAAACAAUUACAACAUCAAAAUUAAUUGAGUCAUGGGUGUCUUUUCUUUUAUAUGUCAAACCAUCUAAUAAGGUAUAUUUAUUGGUUUUCGCUUUGCCCUUUCAAAGGAAAGACGCUCAACAUCUCAGCUCUUCAAAACCCGCUAAACAUUUCUAUUGAUCAUCAUUUCCCACUCAAUGAUGACAAUCUUUCCAAAUUUCUUUAGUAGGCAUCAUUUACCUCAGUGUAUAAAUAUACGAUCCCAGAUUUGUUGUAUUCAUUAUCGUUAACGGCUGUACAGCAACUAUUUGCACAAGUAGGAAUUUGGUGAUUCGUUGGAUAUAAUAGCGCCAAACAAAAUCUAUGCCUGGUUAGCUCAUGUUGUAGAGUGCCGGACUGCUGUGCUGGAGGUCGAGAGUACACGCCAAAGGGUCUUAAUAUAAUUUAGGAGAAUGUACUGCCUUUGUUAUGACAUCUGCAAAUGGUUAGACAUUCUAGCCUUCUCGGAUGAGGACGAAAAAAUCAUAGGCCCCGUUUCCUGCAUCUUGUUAGAACUGAUUAACAGGGGAAGUAGAGGAACCCACACAAUUAUUGCAAGGAGUAGGGAACAUAGCUCCUGAAGUUUUGUCUGACCUUGAUUGUGAAAUUUGGGGCAUCUGCGAAAAUUCCCUGCUCAAUACAGUCUGGCCAAAGUCCCCCGCAAAGUGUUGUAAAUUAGCUCAGAAUACCUCUGUAGGAGCAGAGUUAAUAAAGCUACAACAUUAUUUUACUUGCUGAAUGAUACGCACCAUUCUUCUAUCUUAUCUCCUAUCCGAACAGAUGCCUUACCACACUGCAUUAAGUGUUUAAACAUGGUCUCAAUACAGCUGCUUGACUUUUUCCCGUUCAGUUUCGUUGAGGAGUUUUUCAAAGUGUCGCAUCUUGCUCAACAAGACAUGUACUCACACAGAACGUCCACAUAGGAAGUAUGAAAAUUGAGGAAAGUUAGUUAAAUUGUCUGAACACAUUAUAUGAAAAAACAUUGAAGAAAGUUAAUUAAAUUGUUUAAACACAUUACAUGAAU